Messenger RNA from Xenopus laevis (African clawed frog), 2164 nucleotides. RefSeq names its product N-acetylglucosamine-1-phosphate transferase subunit gamma L homeolog (gene gnptg.L). Gene Ontology annotation, cellular component: Golgi apparatus. Lineage: Eukaryota; Metazoa; Chordata; Amphibia; Anura; Pipidae. The record is from RefSeq and is marked provisional.
GUGGUUGUUGUUGAUGGCUGCAGGAUGAAGCUUUGCUUGGGAAAUGUGGGGCUGUUGCUGCUGUUGUUGUGGGUCGGCCUGGCAGCAGCAGGAAAGAUGAAGAUUGUUGAAGAACCCAACUCAUUUGGGCUGAACAACCCAUUUUUAUCCCAGACGAACAAGUUACAACCACGAGUUCAGCCAUCGCCAGUUUCAGGCCCAUCUCACCUUUUCAGACUGGCUGGAAAAUGUUUCAAUUUAGUGGAAUCCACAUACAAAUACGAACUGUGUCCUUUUCACAAUGUUACCCAACAUGAACAGACUUUCCGGUGGAAUGCCUACAGCGGAAUCCUGGGAAUAUGGCAAGAGUGGGACAUUGAGAACAAUACCUUCAGUGGCAUGUGGAUGAGAGAAGGGGAUUCCUGUGGAAACAAAAACAGGCAAACAAAGGUCCUUCUCGUCUGUGGCAAGGCCAAUAAAUUGUCAAGUGUUUCUGAGCCGAGUACAUGUCUCUACUCUUUAACAUUUGAAACCCCCCUGGUUUGCCACCCACAUUCUCUGCUAGUGUAUCCAACACUAUCAGAAGGUUUGCAAGAAAAAUGGAAUGAAGCAGAACAGGCCCUGUAUGAUGAACUUAUUACUGAGCAGGGCCAUGGAAAAAUACUGAAGGAAAUAUUUCGGGAAGCCGGGUACCUGAAAACCACUAAACUUGACGGAGAAGGGAAGGAAACCCAAGAUAAACCCAAGGAAUUCGAUUCACUGGAGAAAUGCAAUAAGGGCUACACAGAAUUGACUUCAGAAAUACAGCGCCUGAAGAAGAUGUUGAAUGAACACGGAAUCUCCUAUGUGACAAAUGGCACAAGCAGGAGUGAGGGUCAGCCCGCUGAAGUGAACACAACCUUUGCACGAGGAGAAGAUAAAGUCCACCUCCGCGGGGAUACUGGAAUUAGGGAUGGACAAUAACAUUCCAGCACUAGUUCCUGUAGCUUAUUCUCACCAUUGAGGCUUAUCAAUGUCUGUACAACCACCAUCCUAAUAACAAAGAAACCUCAAGUACCAUUUUGUUUGGUGACAACGUUUGUGAUUGUACAUCUGUGCUUUAACUUGUAUUGAGCAUCUCCUGUUGAUGGCUAAGCUUGAUUCCACGGGGAGAACUUGAAGUAGAUCUGGAUUUCUAAUAUUGCUUUAAACCAAUUAACCAAUGGGCUGUGGAAGGAGGAGAAGCUCUGAUGGUUCUUAUAAUGCCGCAGACCUUGGAUACUCCUCACAGUGCCUGCCAUUGGCUUCCCUGCAAAUAUUCAAACACAUGCUCAAGUGGAAAGCCUUAAAGGGCUGGUAUACCUUCAAGUUAUCUUUUAUUAUGUUAUAAAAUGGGCAAUUUUAAGCUACUUUCUCAAUUGGUUUUCAUUGUUUAUUUUUUUUUAAUGAUUUGCCACCUUCUUCUGACUCUUUCCAGCUUUGAAAUGGGGGUCACUGACCCUAACUAAAAAAACAAAUGUUCCGCUAAGCCAUGAAUGUAUUGUUUAUUGCUUCUUUUUUAUUGCUAAUCUUCCUAUUCAGACCCUCUCCUAUUCCAGUCUCUUAUUCAAAUCAAUGCAUGGUUACUAGGGUAAUUUGGACCCUAGUUACCAGAUGGCUGAAACUGCAAACAGGAGAGCUGCUGAAUAAAAAGUCAAAUAACUCAAAAACCACAAAUAAUAAAAAAUGAAAACCAAUUGCAAAUUUUCUCAGAAUAUCACGCUCUACAGCACAAUAACCGUUCAUUUAAAGGUGUACCACACCCUUUAAAUCACAAAUCUAUGGUCACAUGGUGAAGCUGAACUUUUAUUUUCCUCAAUUACGGGAUUUCACGAACUUCUUCCUGUUUAACUGGACAAUUUUGAGCCUGUGGAUUUAACAACAUUGACAACUGGAAUGUGAAAAACAUUGGUGGUUCUCAACAUCUAUGUGCUCAGUUUAUGGGACAGAGCCAUUGAUAUGGCUGGAAAUGAGCGGGGUCAGCGCAUUGGAUUGGAUGGACCAAUACUGAUUACAAUUUUGGAGGGCAGGAGUGUAUUUCUUAACAGAUUUGUAUAAAUGAGAAUAGAAAUAGUCCUGGACCCCAGACUUCUAAAGUAGAGCAAAACCUAAACAUGAUUGGUUUGAUGUAGGUUAUUGAAAAUUAAAUGCAUUCCGUUUGUAAUUC